ACUACACCACAACCAACUACACCACAACCAACAACACCACAACCAACAACACCACAACCAACAACACCACAACCAACAACACCACAACCAACAACACCAACAACAACACCAACACCACAACCAACUCCACCAACAACUACACCACAACCAACUACAUCACAACCAACUCCACCAACAACUACACCACAACCAACUACACCAACCCCAACUACCCCAACAACUACACCACAACCAACUACACCAACAACAACACCACAACCAACUACACCACAACAAACAACACCACAACCAACUACACAACAACCAACUACAGAACCAACUACACCAACAAAUACACCACCACCAACUACACCAACAACUACACCACCAACUACACCAACAACUACACCACCACCAACUACCCCAACAACUACACCAACAACUACACCAACACCACCACAACCAACUACACCACAACCAACACCACCACAACCAACUCCACAACCAACUACACCACAACCAACAACCCCACAACCAACUACCCCCACAACUACACCACAACCAACAACACCACAACCAACAACACCACAACCAACAACACCACAACCAACAACACCAACAACUACACCACAACCAACUACACCAACCCCAACUACCCCAACAACUACACCACAACCAACUACACCAACAACUACCCCACAACCAACUACACCACAACCAACUACACCACAACCAACUACAGAACCAACUACACCAACAACUUCACCAACAACUACACUAAAACCAUCUAAACCAUCAACUACACCACCAACUACACCACAACCAACUACACCACAACCAACUACACUAAAACCAACUACAUCGACAACAACUACACAACCAAAUGCAUCGACAACAACUACACCACCAACUACAAUUUCAACAGCAACAUCUUCACCUAAGCCAACAACAUAUCCGUCCCAUGAGCCAGGUAGGCAACAUAUUUCCGUUGUUUAA
Molecule: messenger RNA, 975 nt
Organism: Mizuhopecten yessoensis (Yesso scallop)
Lineage: Eukaryota; Metazoa; Mollusca; Bivalvia; Pectinida; Pectinidae
Product: extensin-like
Exons: 2
Source: RefSeq, a predicted model, not a curated record